UAAACAGAACGGGGCACCCGAAGCAACAUUCCUCGAUCGAUCCCCGAAGCGUGAACACCAUGAAAUUGGUCAUUCUUGCAUCUAUAAUUGGGGCGUGCGCCGCCGGUGCCCUGCCCGCCUACCUGCCCCCACAGUUCAGGACAGCCCCCACGUACUACCAGGAGUCUUAUAGACCCCGAGCUGGACUGGAAAGGAGCGCCGCUAUACUAAGAUCCGUCUCAGAUGUCAACGAGCGGGGAUUCCAUUACGCGUUCGAGACUGAGAAUGGUAUCCAAGCUGAGGAAACGGGCCAUGAAGCGAACGGCAUCCAAGCCCAGGGCAGUUACUCGUACACCGGUGAUGAUGGCCAGGUCUACAGUGUGAGGUACACUGCUGACGCCAACGGUUUCCAAGCCGAAGGCGCCCACCUGCCUACUCCUCCACCAUUACCUGAGGCUAUAGCGAAGGCUCUACAGGAGAACCAGCGGGAUGAAGCCAACGGGAUCUUUGAUGAUGGCAGCUAUCACGACGGCAAAUAUGGCGAUUCUGAUGUAGUGGUCGCAAGAGCUCAGUUUCAACCCAACAGGCAAUAUUACACUCCCGGUUUCAGAUCCACCGGGUACCGAUAUUAAGCCACGCAUGUUGAAGGCCCUUACAAGACACAAACGGAAUUCGAGACGGUCAAACAAAUCGUUCGACACUGAAUCAUAGAUUCUUCAAAAGACAAUGCAAUUUAAAAUUGUGAUGAUGGAAUCAUCAUCAUUCUGCACUUCUCUCAGUUAUUUGGGAUCGGCGUAAUAUGAUUUUGUACACAAGAUUUUUUUUUACGACUGGUCGCUUGUCUGGUUUUACCAGAGGGAGACUUUGUACAAAAGUCGAUUGCUUGGUUACCUCUGUCCUAUUCGUGUUUCAACCGUGAAGCAGUUGUGUUUGCAUGGCUGUGUUUCGGUUUGGAGGGUACGAUAUAGCGUAAAUUUACUGGGUACAGAGGAAUAACAUCCGAGUCCUCUGGAAUGGCAACGCAUGAGGGGUACCAUGGGCGAAACAGUAUACUUUGUCCAUGGUACUGCUCAUAUCUAUAGGCGACGGUUACCAUUUUCCAUCAGGUGGGCUGUCAGCUUGUUUGCCAUUCUAAGUUGUAUAAAAAAAAGUCCAUCAAUAAUAAGGUAUGAAAAUAUAAGUACCAGAACUAGAAUUUUUAUAAAAAAUUCAAACGCGUAAAUAAUUGAUAAACCAUUGAGUGGAUCAGUCUUAUAACAACUAACAAAUGUUUGCUUCGAACUGAAAUCCAUGUGUUUUUGAAUUUAAUUGUUUGAUGGUCUCGAUGCUUCUUGGGCAUGAAAUUUGUCUAUUUUAUUCUAUUUCCUGAUUCUAUUUUUAAAAUUUUCAAACGAUGUUCUAAAUUUGAAUAUUUAAAAUAAGAUCAGGAAUUAGAAUUGGAAUAGAUAUUUGAUGAUUUGUAAAAUUGCAAAUACGACAAAACUACCUAUUAAUUAGUGCCAUUACGUACAUAGGUUUUUAAGAAUUUUUACUACACAGUUACUCAAUAAAAUGAUUAAAUGAAAAAUGCA
Messenger RNA from Galleria mellonella (greater wax moth), 1550 nucleotides. Its product is annotated as cuticle protein 3-like. NCBI's taxonomy places the organism in Eukaryota, Metazoa, Arthropoda, Insecta, Lepidoptera, Pyralidae. The record is from RefSeq and is a predicted model, not a curated record. The transcript has 4 exons. Gene Ontology annotation, cellular component: chitin-based extracellular matrix. Bases 60 to 611 code for a protein of 183 amino acids. Gene Ontology annotation, molecular function: structural constituent of chitin-based larval cuticle.